AUGUGCAGGCCACGUUUCGACCAGGACGCUGACCGAAGUCAAGCAUGGCCUGAAGGGCAUGAUCCCACUCAGCGUGUGAUUGCUGCAUCAGCCGUGACCACCGCGAAUUUGAAUAACACACACUCACUCCGAGAAUGUGUUGCUCGGGCAUUUAUUUCGGGGGAUGCGAACGCGCGAAUCGUGGAUGCUCGCAACGAUACGUACACGGAUGCGCGCCUGGGAGAAAAGAUCCAGUUUGACGAGUUUCCUGCCAUGAUUGCAUAUGCCAAGGAGGCGGACGAAGUCCCACUGCUCGUUCGCUGCGCGCGCAAGUUGGGACACAAAGCUGUGCCGCGAUCCGGGGGGCAUCAUUUCGAGGCCUACUCAUCUCUCAACGGCACCUUGUCGGCGCCGGCAUUCGUCUGGGUGCGCUGUAUCUGGCACUGGACCAACACAACGUCACCUUCACCGGGGGGCAUUUGUCCCACCGUCGGCCUGGGCGGCCUGAUCUCCUCAGGGGGAUUCGGCAUGCAGAUGCGCGCUCUGGGAAUGUCCGCUGAGUACGUGUUGGCCGCCACAGUGGUGCUGGCGGACGGGCGUGUGGUCACGGCCUCGCCCACGUCACACGCGGACUUGUUCUGGGCACUUCGCGGCGGAGGCGGUGGAACGUAUGGCAUCGUCGUGGAUUUCACUAUUCGGCUACUACAGUUCCCGCGGUCUGCCAUGGUGGCGAUAUCGUGGAACGACAGCAGCGUCCGCUACGAUGUGGCGCAGCGGUUCUUCGACUGGGCCCCCCAGCAGACGCCAGAGUUCACCUCACAGAUCAAUGUCUACACGACUAAUGUGACGUUCCUUGGACAGUACCUUGGGGGGGCGGAGCAGGAACUGCGGGAGCUGAUGAAGUCAUCGGGACUCCUCGACAUUGGGAAGCCCACGGUCUAUAUAGCCGGCGACUGUGACACCAACAACGCCCGUGUAUUUGGAUACACCACGUACGAAUGUAAACCGGGCAGCGAAACUAACCCACAGAUCUUGAAUGUGGUGCCCAAUCCAUUCUCCCAGUUUGACAACCACCCCCAAUACCAAUACGACGAAGUUCCGAAGGACCCCAACGUCUCGAUCGCUGAACCUUGGGCCCGUUUCCCAAGGAUCGCCAAGUCCUUUUACAUGUUGAAAGACCGUAUCCUUCCCUCAUCCGACCUGAAGAUGGUUAUUGACAUGAUCGAUAAGCUGGAUCCGGCCUCGCAGCUAUGGGGCGAAUGGCACGCCUGGAAUAUAACGACGAACACUCAUAGUGACAUCUCAUUCCCGUGGAGAGAGCAGGCAUAUGCGCAUAUGGAGUUCCAAGUUCAUGGCUCGUUGAUGAAUGCCACUGAGCAAGCCGGGUAUAAAAAAUGGUUUACGGAUUUGGAGACUUAUCUUCGGCCAAAAAUGGGUACGGCCUCAUAUUCCGGGGAAAUGGACGCAUCGAUAUCCACUAAUCCAUUCGAAUCCUACUAUGGUGACAAUGUGUGUCGCCUUGUGGCUAUCAAAAAGGAAUAUGACCCGACCAAUUUUUUCACGAAUCCGGCGGCCAUCCAACCCACCACGCCGGAGGGGGUCAGCUGUAGCUGA
Molecule: messenger RNA, 1593 nt
Organism: Aspergillus tanneri
Lineage: Eukaryota; Fungi; Ascomycota; Eurotiomycetes; Eurotiales; Aspergillaceae
Exons: 4
Coding region: 1-1593 (530 amino acids)
Molecular function (GO): flavin adenine dinucleotide binding; oxidoreductase activity
Source: RefSeq, a predicted model, not a curated record